AAUUGUAAAGAAAUAAUAAAAUAAUGUUUAUUUUUAAGAACAAAAAUAUUACAAUUACAUAUUUUAAAAAUUGGAUUUGACAACACUGAUUCUAACUGACAGUGACAGUGACAGCUGCAAGCACCACCCACGCACCACCCACGAAUUCACCCGUGUCUGUGGCCAAGAGACAGCGUAUUGUUUUCAGUUUUCUAUGGCUCUUGCUCUCAGUACGUUCACGAACAUAAUGAAGCAAAGGGGUAGUAAAAUCUUCAUAGUUUCGCGAAUUGCCUAUUAAUCAGUGAUUACUUACUUCGUGAAUUUAAUAAACAAAGUGUUAGUGCAGUGAAAAUGGCUCGCUUGACUGAAGAGAUGGUGAUUGCCCGUUCGAAACAAUCGGAUUUGUCGGCGAUAAAGAAACUGAACUGCUGGGGCGCGGAGCUCGGUGAUGUCACUCUACUAAGGCGGAUGCCCAAUGUUGAAGUCUUGGCUCUCAGUAUAAACAAGAUACGCACACUCGGUGACUUCGCUGGCUGUCGGCGGCUGCGGGAGCUGUACGUCAGGAAAAAUGAAAUCAGGGACUUACAUGAAAUCAGGCACCUGCGUCAGCUGCCAGAACUGACCAGCCUCUGGUUGGAUGAGAACCCUUGUACGCAGCACCCUGAAUACAGAAUGACAGUGCUACGGAAUCUGCCAAAUUUGGAGAAACUGGACAAUGUUCCAGUCCAUCCAGAAGAGGUCCAAGAUGCUAUGCGACGAGGCCAGCACAUACCGGACUCGGACGACGAAGGAUACCCACAGCAGGAAUACGGUCAGUACAGAAGGCAGCGGUCUUGCGAAUCGAGUCCAGAGCGAGAAAGCGAAGCUUACUAUCCCCGUCCCCCUCCACGACAAGAUCAGGGAAGUGACAGUUCAGAGCCAGACCCGGCGCCUGAUCCUGCGCCAUCCAGACCUGAAACUCAGCCAUCACCUCCUUCGCCUCGUCGCGCUGCAUCGCCAGAAACUGACGAAAGAUAUGAACAUCCAGCCAUGACGAGAUCUCACUACGAUGCGCGUACACCUCGUUCCCCAGAGGCCGCCCUUCGUCAUUCCCUGUCAGCGCACAGCGUAAAGGACUACGCGUAUGCAUCGAACGGCGAAUGCAGAUAUAUUUCGUCCCCACCUCACCAAUACCAAGAGCCAUACUUCGAGAGACCGGAAAGACCAGAGUCAUAUCAGCAAGUACCUCAACGUACUAGCGGCAGUGCGGGCGGUACCAACGAGUGGGAGCGGGACAGAGAUAUCGCGCGCGAGCGAGAUAGAGAAUACCCUUCUGCGGUGAUGGCAGAACAUAGGGGGUUUACAAGAAGACCUGUGGCUAGGAAUUCGAAUCUUCUAUCGGCUGUGCUAUGCUUGGUCAAAGAACUAGAUUACCCUAGCCUGGAAGUCGCCGAGAUGGCUGUCAGGUGUCGUAUGGACGAACUUGCUAACAGUCAGUGACCCCGCGCCGGUGCUUCGCCGCCCGAAUCUAAACCUUAAAGCCGAAUUUACAUUGCGAAAUUAGUGGCAUGAAAGUAGUGCCCGUUGACAUAAAUUUUGUCAACAAUGAGGAUCAUUACUAGAUCAGCAAAUCAUCUCAAAGUCAACAGUAUAAUGAUCUAAUAAGCUUUUUUUAAAUAUUCAUUUUAAAUCAUCGAAAUCGGUUCAUUCGUUGUGAUUUUAUAACAAAUUUUAUGGUAGCCAAUAUUCACCGGGGCCGAAACGUGUGACGUCACAGAGCUCGAUCGUGGUUCAAUCCGGUCGAACUUCAGUAGCGUCUUCACGUACGCUCGCGUCCGAGCGCUAGAACUCAAUGACGUCACAGUCACCACGCGGCCAGCCGAAAAAUAGUUUAGUAAUUUGGUCAUAACUUCGUCAAUAUUUGUCGUAAAACAAAAAUUUUACUACUGUAUUUUAUGGAAUCCUUGGCUCUAUAAAUAUGCAUUCUCAACUAAAAUCGUUACGGAUUCUCAUUAGAGUAGCCCUGGAGUUUCACGCGCAUUACUUUGAAGCAAUAGGUUAAAGUACAUCCUUAAAAGAUCAAUAUUUGCUGCUGCAGACCUUUGUUCUUUAAAUUUUAAAAUUUUUCAUGAAAUUAUUGUCAACGGGAUUGUUAUUUUCAUGCCACUAAUUUCGUUAUGUAAAUUCGGCUUUACUCGACAUCACUAGACUCACAUUCGAAUGCCAUUAGUCAAUCAACACUUUACUGUGUUCAAACGAAGCUACAAUUUAAAUAAUAUAUACUCAUACUAGAUAUGUUUCAAUAACCAACCUCCAGUAAAAGUUAAGGAUUCUAUAUUGAAGUGGGACUUAAUGC
Molecule: messenger RNA, 2314 nt
Organism: Chilo suppressalis (striped riceborer)
Lineage: Eukaryota; Metazoa; Arthropoda; Insecta; Lepidoptera; Crambidae
Source: the annotation of a GenBank genome assembly